AUGACUUUGUUUUCAAAACCAUUCACUUUCUUAGCCCAAAUCAUGUUUUCUACACUUUCCAUCGUUGGAGACUACCUAAAUAACCAAAUAUUAUUCAAGUCUUGUAACAUUUUUUCACUCUUACAAUGGUGUGGCUUAAUAGCAUUUAUAGCAAUAUUUUACCUAAAGAAAAAACAAAAAAAGGUAUAUCUAGUGGAUUUUGCAUGUUAUAAACCUUAUGCUAAAUGCAUUUGUAGUAAGGAAAUGUUUUUAAAUGCAUCAAAAUGUACUGGACAAUUUAAAGAUGAGAGCUUAAAUUUUCAAAGAAAAAUUAUGGAUAAAUCUGGAUUUGGUGAUAAGACUUAUGUGCCAGAUUCCUUAUUGAAAGUUCCACCAAAUAUUUGCACAAUUGAAGCAAGGAAAGAAACAGAAUCAGUGAUUUUUGGUGCUAUUGAUGAACUUUUGUUGAAGACAAAAAUGAAGGUUGAGGAUAUUGAAAUUAUUAUAACAAAUUGUUGUAUAUUCAAUCCUACACCUUCUCUUAGUGCCAUGGUUGUUAACCAUUACAAAAUUAAUCAUCAAAUUUUGUGCUAUAAUUUAAAUGGUAUGGGUUGUAGUGCAGGACUCAUAGCAAUUGACCUUGCUAAACAACUCCUACAGGUACAUUCAAACUCAUAUGCCUUAGUUGUGAGCACAGAAAACCUCACAAGUGCAUGGUACUUAGGAAACAACAGAUCAAUGCUUCUUUCCAAUUGUCUCUUUCGUGUUGGUGGUACAGCAAUCUUACUCUCAAACCUUUCUUCAGAUUCUCGUCGUUCAAAAUACCACCUUAAACACACUGUUCGUACACACAAAGGUUCACAAGAUAUUUGUUACAAUUCCAUUCUUAGAAGAGAAGAUGAAACAAACACAAUCACUGGUAUAUCACUUUCAAAAGAUUUAUUAAAUUCAGCUGGUUUUGCACUUAAAGCCAAUAUUUCAACACUUGGAAAAUCUGUUUUACCUUUAUUAGAGCAACUAAAGUAUGUGUCAACUUUUUUAGCUAAAAAGUACUUUAAUACAAGAAUAAAGGUUUAUACUCCUGAUUUUAAGUUAGCUUUUGAGCACUUUUGUAUUCAUACUGGUGGAAAAGCUGUGCAAGAUGAGAUACAAAAAGUGCUUGGAUUAAGUGAUUAUCAAUUAGAGCCUUCAAGGAUGACACUUUAUAGAUAUGGUAAUACAUCAAGUAGUUCUGUUUGGUAUGUUUUAGCAUAUUGUGAAGCUAAAGGGAGAAUAAAAAAAGGUGAUAGGAUAUGGCAAAUUGCAUUUGGUUCUGGAUUUAAGUGUAGUACUAUUGUAUGGUGUGCAUUAAGGAAUGUUGAUCCAAUCAAUGAGAUUAAUCCAUGGAGUGAUGAGAUUCAUGAGUUUCCUGUUGAUGUUUCAAGUUGAAGUGUUGUUGGUGUAAUGAAGGUUGUUUCCUUGUGAUUACUAAAAUAAUGGGAUCUAGCUUUUCUUAAUAAGAAAAAAAAUGUUUGUAAUUAUAGUAUGUCUUGAGUUAAGGAUUCGACUUUACUUGUGAUAUAAGUGGUGGUUCGAUCAAUAUAGGACAAAUCAAAUUUAAGUUCUGUAUUUGAAUUAUAAAAUAAAAUAGUAAAGUUGUAUAUUUUUGGA
Molecule: messenger RNA, 1629 nt
Organism: Cicer arietinum (chickpea)
Lineage: Eukaryota; Viridiplantae; Streptophyta; Magnoliopsida; Fabales; Fabaceae
Product: 3-ketoacyl-CoA synthase 2-like
Biological process (GO): fatty acid biosynthetic process
Cellular component (GO): membrane
Molecular function (GO): acyltransferase activity, transferring groups other than amino-acyl groups
Source: RefSeq, a predicted model, not a curated record